This is a messenger RNA of Lodderomyces margitis, 1413 nucleotides long. RefSeq names its product phosphatidylinositol N-acetylglucosaminyltransferase (gene GPI1). Gene Ontology annotation, cellular component: endoplasmic reticulum; membrane. Gene Ontology annotation, biological process: GPI anchor biosynthetic process. The record is from RefSeq and is a predicted model, not a curated record. NCBI's taxonomy places the organism in Eukaryota, Fungi, Ascomycota, Pichiomycetes, Serinales, Debaryomycetaceae. Bases 1 to 1413 code for a protein of 470 amino acids. The transcript has 3 exons.
AUGAACUUCUGUGAUACCCGCCCUUUGCAAAUAUACUUUCCCAAUGACUUGAAAAAGCAUUUUAAACAGGAUGCGGUAUUUCUUUUGGGGUACGAAGUCGGGAAUGCGUGUAUCAUAUUCCAAUGUACAGAGGCUUUACACGACUCAAUUGAUAAAAUCCCCGACUUGAAAGUGGUUGGAGCUAUAAACCACCCGUCAAGGGAGUAUCCGAUAAACUUGAACUAUAAUAAAGCAAGCGGAGGCAUUUCGUGUCUGCUUAAUCCUACAAUUAUCUACUUUGAUCCACCAAAUUUUAGAAACUUAGAGUAUUUCUCUAUAGAGCCAAUAUUGUUACAAUCUAUGGAGAAACCAGAGAAGUCAACUUCACCACUAGGCUCAAAAUUUGACGUGUACCAGCCCGAAGUUGGAAUCUCACCUCAAAAUACAUCGAUUGCUAAUGAGGAUGUACUUGAAAAAAUCAACCUGAUAUACAGGACUAGAACAACCAAUUUAAACAUUAACAACUCAAACUACAUCAAUUUGUAUAACUCAUUGUGGUUAAUUUUUAAUGACAUCUUACUUGGGAUAACAGCAUAUGGGUAUAUUGAAAAAUAUCAGAAUCAAAUAUUCAAUUUCAUCCAGUCAACAGUUUUGGAAAAGUGUUUAUACAAUGAUUUAGUUUCGUUGAUUACAUGGGUAUCAACCGAAAACCCCGCCGGUUUCAAAUUGAACACCGAUUUGGGUAAAUUCCUUGGUGAUUUAUACAUUUGGACGAUUCUAUUUUGGAAAGAUCAGGUUGAAAAUGUCCAAAUUGCCGAAAAUAAAGCUAUGCUUUUAACGAUAAUUUAUAAACGCCAACUUGAAAUCAUCAAAUCGCUAUUUCAAUUGUUUCGAGGCAAGAAGUACAAUGUGCUUCGUAACAGAAUUGAUAAUUUAAAUAACUAUGAAACUGGCGAUGUAUUCGAAAUUGAUCAACUACUAUUGGGCACUUUAUUAUUCAUGAUGAUGAUUUUCCUUUUACCGACCACUUUUGCAUUUUAUCUUACAUUUUCAGUGAUUCACAUCUUGAUCCUCAUGGCUUACAACUUGUUGGAGAAUAUAACAAUCGUAUUAAAUUUCACACCAAUAUUUGUAUGCUUGUUGAAGUUUAAAAACUCAAAGAGAUUACAAGGUGGAAUCAGAUUUGAAUAUGAGAGGUCGUACCGUGGGACAACAUUUCUAUCAAUGUCGAAUAAGUCGUUAACAUAUCAAGAAAUAUUCGUAAACUAUGUCAAGUUGUUUCAAAGGUCAAAGAAUUUCAGACAUUCAAUUGUAAAGAAUCUUUUAUCAGGGUAUAUGAUUUCAUUCAGAUAUGACUACAAUCUCAAAUUUCUUUACUUGAUGUUGCCACAAGAAUACACUGAAACAACAAGUAUCUGGAAGUAUGUUAAAUAG